Molecule: messenger RNA, 759 nt
Organism: Dictyostelium discoideum AX4
Lineage: Eukaryota; Evosea; Eumycetozoa; Dictyosteliales; Dictyosteliaceae
Gene: pop4
Product: RNase P protein subunit
Exons: 2
Coding region: 1-759 (252 amino acids)
Biological process (GO): RNA processing; tRNA processing; tRNA 5'-leader removal
Cellular component (GO): ribonuclease P complex; ribonuclease MRP complex; nucleolus
Molecular function (GO): RNA binding; ribonuclease P RNA binding
Source: RefSeq, a predicted model, not a curated record
AUGAAAAAAAUAAUAAAAAAGAAUAAUAACUAUGAUAAUAAUAAAGUUAAAAAAACACAAACUACAAAAACAGGUGAAUUAAGUUAUGAAGAGAUUCAAAAGAUUAAUUCAGAAUUAUCAGAUAGAAAUAAAAAUGAUAAACUUAUAGCGUCAAAAGAAAAGUGUGAUGUUAUUGGUAAAAGUUUUGGAUUCAUUGAACCUAGUAUUAGGAAAGAUAUAGUUGAUGAGAAUAUAGAUAAACCAUUUGUACUUUUAUCAUAUGGUGGAACAAGUAAAGAAAUUAAAAGAGAAAGAAAAGAGAGAUUACGUUUAGAGAAAUUAAAAACCAAAAAAUUAGGUUCAAAAAAGAAAAGAGAACUCUCAUUCUUUUCAAUCUCCUCUGAAAAUUGUAUAUACGAUCAAUAUUUACCAUUACACCAAUUAUGGACUCAAUAUAUUCAAGAUGUAAUGCAACAACAAAAAGGACCCGCUCUUGUAAAUAAAAUUUUAAAAGCUGAUUUACAUGGUGCUAUAGUCAUUGUCACCAAAUCAAAAUGUCCAACUUUUGUUGGUCAAAAAGGAAUAAUCGUCCAAGAAACUGAAAAUACUUUUAAAAUAAUUACAAAAGAAAAUAAAUUAAAUAUAAUUCCAAAAGAACAAUGUCAAUUCUAUUUAGAAUGUUGUAACCAGGUUGUAACAAUUUUUGGUAAACAUUUUUGUUUUAGAGCGUGUGAUAGGGCAAAUAAAAAGUUUAAACCUCGUAAGAAUAUCGAAUUAUGA